CCUUGAUGACACCUCAUCACUCCUCUGUUCGCCUUCCUCAUCCAUCUUCUCCACUUCUCUCUACCCUCCUCCGCACCCCAUCGGAUUCCUCUCCUCGAUCCUGAUCUGCUACUGGAAGUUUCUCGAUCGCGUCCAGCUCCAAUUCGGUCGAUAAUUUAUUGCAAUCGUCGAGAAGAAUCGGGGGAAAGAACGAGGGAAAAGCUAUCGGCCAUCAGUCCGGAAGCAUCUCUUGCUACCGGUGGGAUUGUGGGAUUAUUUGCAGCCGUUUUCCAUGUACUUCGUUUUUCUUGAUUUUUACCUGCACGAUCUGACUCGAUCUGCACUUAAAAAUCCGAUCUUUUCAUCUUCUUCCUGCUCCGUUUGUCUUCGCGGUCCUAUCGUCUGCCUCUAGGCCCUCGAAUUUCAUCUCUUUUCUUGGGAAGCAAGCUUUGUAUUGAUUCUAGUUGGUAUUUUGUCUCUAAGUUGACCUAAAGAUGCAAUAUUUGGUUUCCGUUGAGGGAAAGAACAAUAUUUGGUUCCCUGUUAUCAUUGCUGUUAGAAUACAUUUUGUGGGCAUUUGAAUGUUUCUUCUGUCAGUUAAUCUUUUUUAAAAAAUUUUAUCAUUUUUGUCAACUGGACUUGUUCUACAAGUUUGCUUGUUUCCUUUUGUUUUCUGUUCCGUGGUGUGUGCAACAAACUCACAGAAUCUAUUGACGAUUGUUGGAUGCGUUAAGCAAAAUAUCUUGUGGAGAGGGAUACUUUUCUCUGAGAAGAUCAUUGGGAAUAUGCUUUGUUUGGGAACUGGUACCGCCUGGAUCAUUUCCUUCCUUCCUGUACGUUUCCCCCUUUUUUGAGGGGUUGCUUCUAUGAGGCUGAGACUUGCUACAGAUCGUCCAGGACAAAGGUUCUUCAUAUGUCAAUGUACUUUGUGACAAAGAUCUUCUGAAAUUGUAUAAGUUGGAGGAUUAAAAUCAGCAUAUCUGACUUGUGCUUGGGGAAACACUGACUUUAAAAGUAAUGUGAAGGAUUGUUCGGGGUCUCUACUACCACUUCCAUUUCUCACUAUCUUGAAGUGGUACACUGGAGGUGGUGUUCGAUGAUAAGCUUGAAUUAGCCGUAGUGCUUGAGGUUUGAGAACUAAGAAUUAGACAGUGCCCUAUGGACGCCACCGCCAGUGGUGGCAGUUCCUCGAUACCGUUUCGCACAGUUGUGGAUUCAUCCCUCCCACUUGUGCCCCCAUUGCAGCAAACAUUCCAACGAAUGCAGCGGCAUUGCUUUGGUGAUUCUACCCCAGGGGAAUUCCCCUUGGCUGCAAAUCCCUCAAUUGUUCUCCAUGUCCUUACUGCUUGCAAUUUGAAUCCCCAGGAUCUUGCUAAUCUAGAGGCAACAUGUACAUUCUUCAGGAAGCCUGCCAAUUUUACUCCUGACUUUCAAUUAUCUAUUGCCGAGCUUGCAGCUCUGGACAUGUGCCAAAAACGGGCCAUAUUUAAGCCAAUGUCUGCUGAAGAGAGGGACUUUCUUAAACAACGCAGUGGUGGAUCCUGGAAAUUAGUGCUUAGGUAUAUAUUGGCCGGUGAGGCAUGUUGCCGACGAGAAAAUUCGCAUGCAAUCGCUGGGCCUGGUCAUAGCAUUGCUGUGACUUCUUCUGGAUCAGUGUAUUCCUUUGGGUCCAACAACUCAGGGCAGCUUGGGCAUGGCACCACUGAAGAGGAGUGGAGACCUCGACUUAUAAGAUCAUUGCUAGGCAUUAGGAUUAUACAAGCAGCAGCUGGAGCAGGGAGAACAAUGCUGAUCAGUGAUGGUGGAAGAGUUUAUGCAUUUGGAAAGGACUCAUUUGGAGAGGCGGAAUAUGCAGUGCAAGGAUCCACCAUGGUAACUACUCCCCAAUUGGUGGAAUCAUUGAAAAAUAUAUAUGUUGUUCAGGCAGCAAUCGGGAACUUCUUCACUGCGGUUCUUUCUCGAGAAGGCAGGGUCUACACCUUCUGCUGGGGGACUGACUCGAAGCUUGGCCAUCAGACCGAACAGAAUGAUCCGGUACCUCGUCUCCUUCUGGGUCCUCUUGAAAACAUACCAGUGGUUCAGAUUGCUGCUGGCUAUUGUUACCUGCUAGCAUUGGCCUGCCAAUCAAGUGGCAUGUCUGUCUACUCUGUGGGCUGUGGCUUGGGAGGGAAGCUGGGGCAUGGUUCAAGGACGGAUGAAAAGUACCCAAGGUUGAUCGAGCAGUUUCAGACCCUAAACCUGCAACCUGUGGUGGUUGCAGCAGGUGCUUGGCAUGCUGCUGUUGUGGGACGAGAUGGGCGUGUGUGCACAUGGGGAUGGGGACGCUACGGCUGCUUGGGCCAUGGUAAUGAGGAGUGUGAAUCUGUUCCCAAGGUGGUAGAAUCCCUGGGCAAUAUCAAGGCCGUACAUGUCGCAACUGGCGACUAUACUACAUUUGUCGUGUCCGACACCAGGGAUGUUUACUCAUUUGGCUGCGGAGAGUCCUCGAGCUUGGGGCAUUCGACUGCCAUCGAGGCUCAGGGCAACAGGCAUGCCAACGUGCUCAGCCCAAAACUAGUUACUUCGCUGAAGAACAUCAAUGAGAGGGUGGUUCAAAUCAGCCUCACAAACUCAAUCUACUGGAAUGCACAUACCUUCGCUCUAACAGAUUCCGGGAAACUGUAUGCGUUUGGAGCCGGGGACAAGGGCCAACUUGGGAUCGAACUUGUUGCACAGCAGACAGAAAGUGGGACGCCAGAGCGCGUCGAUGUCGAUCUUGAUUAAGUCCACUAGCACCAUUAUACCUUUUGAUUCUCUGCAGUUCCUUUUAAUUUGUUAUGGCACCUGCCUGCAUUAUUUCUACCUCCACAAUCGCUGCCAACCGCCACGAUCACCACCAAACAACAUUGUGACUGAGCAAAGGCCUCUUUGUUCAUAUAACAUUACAACUCAUUCUGUUCAUAGAUCAUGUUCGUGUGUGCAUAACAAAGAACCCUGUUGGAUGCAUGGUCCAGCUCGAGGAAGUGCAUCCAUGUGUCAAUUUGAUGGAUCCAUCAUAUCCUUAACGGGCAGGUAAAGCAAACACUGUUAUCAUAUCAGCCGCUUUAAUUUGGCUUGUGCAAUUCUGAAAAGUUAUAUCCAGCGAGGUAGACAGACUGCGGUGGUCCAGUCGACCAGCGGGUCAAAUGGGUAAGUGGACCUGGUGGAUGCGUAGGGUUUAUUUAUUAAAUUGGUCAAGUUGAUCAGAUUAGUGGAUUAAUACGACCUAACUAGGUAGGCUGUUUGAGGAAGAGAUGAGAUCAGAUAAGACAAAACAUUUCAUGAUAUUUUCCUCAUUGUAAAAAAAAAUCUUGCUUAUUUAUUAUUCAUGACAUUCCAACAAAUAAAGAAAUCCAAAUGAAAUAUCCAUUUAGAUCAAA
Messenger RNA from Zingiber officinale, 3377 nucleotides. Its product is annotated as probable E3 ubiquitin-protein ligase HERC4. The transcript is spliced from 6 exons. The record is from RefSeq and is a predicted model, not a curated record. NCBI's taxonomy places the organism in Eukaryota, Viridiplantae, Streptophyta, Magnoliopsida, Zingiberales, Zingiberaceae. The coding region runs from base 1138 to 2742 and encodes 534 amino acids.